Messenger RNA from Trichoderma atroviride IMI 206040, 1181 nucleotides. The record is from RefSeq and is a predicted model, not a curated record. NCBI's taxonomy places the organism in Eukaryota, Fungi, Ascomycota, Sordariomycetes, Hypocreales, Hypocreaceae.
CUCACUCCAGGACCAACCCACACAAGGCUCCAGCUAUUUAUUGUACAUUAGAUACAUACGCCCAAAUCUUCGCCUACUGUCUUUGGUUAAAGAUCUUGAAAUAAUGAACAAUUGCUGGUUUGUCCUUCGUCAAUCUUCUUACACCCCUCCUAAAUAUACUACCCCAAGUAGAGCGGGCGGCGUGACAGUCGAGGGCGAUCUACGGCUCGGUGAUGUAGUACCCAGCCCAAACAAUAUUUAUCCAGUUGUUACUCAAGGAAAGCUGCCUCGCUUUCCCAUCGAAAUGCGCAUCACAUCCACGCAGGACUGCGAGUUUCACUGGGCUAUCGAAAGUGAGAGAGAGGACGGCGGAAUCAUCGGGGGAGGAGCUCCUGUGGCAGCCCCCAUUGGCGCAGCCCUGAAUGCCGAGUUCAGCGCAGAGUUCAAGGGGACUAUGAAGCGAUGGGCAAAGUUCAAGACUUUAGACACUGAGAAGGUGCAGCCAUCCCGUGCUUACAUCGAUCGGGUACUCGCUCUGCCUGACGUAAAGGAAUAUAUCGAGCAUCACAAACUUCCGGUUUUAAACCAGUGGACCGUCUACGUAGUUACAGGUCUCAUGAUUGCAAGGGCUGGUGGCACUAUUGGGAGCUGCGAAUCUAGCUUGGGGGCUGUUGGUGGUGGGCUCGCAGUAGACAUUCCAGGAAUCUUGAAUACGAACACCCACGGCUCCCACCAACGCGGCACCAAGAAAGACAUGUCCAAUGAGAUUCAGGGCGAUCGUAUCUGGGCGGUUCGAUUUGCCAAGGUCCAUAAAGGGAUGCUCCGCCGUAGAUGGAUGCAGACAGAAGAAACGGUCGGCGCCGCCCUGGGUAAAGGCGAUGAGGAAGGGGAGGAGAUUGGUCAGGUCUUAGAGCACGAAGGGAUAAAAGAUGCUGGGAUUGUUGAGUUAGAGAUGGCUGGAGCUGGUAACAAAUUAGCAUUUGUCACCGGCGAUUUUUGACACUGGAAUAUAUAUUAGUUAUAUAGAGCUAAGAGAUCACUCACUAGCUAGUAUACAUUGUGGGACUAUGUCCUUGGCUACAUCAACGGAAAUUAAAUCUUAACACUUGUACUCCAAACUAUCGCCAUCUAUAGGUAAUCAGCCUCGGUAUGAGUCAUGCAGCUUCUCCAACUGUAGCAACCUCACAAUAGUACCCCUAAUC